Messenger RNA from Trypanosoma cruzi, 1362 nucleotides. RefSeq names its product mu-adaptin 4, putative. Bases 1 to 1362 code for a protein of 453 amino acids. The transcript has a single exon. Gene Ontology annotation, biological process: protein targeting; Golgi to lysosome transport. NCBI's taxonomy places the organism in Eukaryota, Euglenozoa, Kinetoplastea, Trypanosomatida, Trypanosomatidae. The record is from RefSeq and is a predicted model, not a curated record. Gene Ontology annotation, cellular component: cytoplasmic vesicle; trans-Golgi network; clathrin adaptor complex.
AUGUUUAUCUCGCAGAUAUUUAUUUUGUCUCCGCGAGGAGACAAACUUAUUUUCAAGGAUUAUCGACAGGAUGCCCCUCGCAAUACCGACGAAAUCUUCUUUCGCAAGUACAAGUUCUGGGACGGUGCGCAGGGCCAUGCACCGGAGGGUGAUUGCCCGCCGUUUUUCAUGGAGAAGCACGUGAACUUCUGUUACGUCAAGCGACGCGAGCUUCUCUUUGUAUGCACAUCUGUGGUGAACGUGUCGCCAAGCCUCACGCUGGAGAUUCUGCUGCGGAUCAUCAAGGUGAUCAAAGACUACUUGGGCGUUCUCUCGGAGGAAGGCAUUCGCAGGAACUUUACGCUGGUGUACGAACUGCUGGACGAGAUGAUUGACGUUGGGGUCUCGCAGGAGCUCAAUACCGAAAACCUGCGACCGUACAUCUUCAAUGAGGUCGUCCGCGUGUCGGGCUCCGAGACCCCCACAGGGAGCUCGUUUUUAGGACGCCUAAGACGAGGCGAGUUCUUGGAUAAGACACGACGGGGUGAUGCCACCGCCAAUUCCAUUCUUCAGGCUUCGAGUGAUCGGAAGAACGAGAUAUUUAUCGACAUUUUGGAGCGGCUUAACAUUGUGUUCAACAGCGCAGGGCAAGUGGUGAUGUCGGACGUGGAAGGUUCUAUCGUAUUGAAGAGUUUUCUGGCCGGUUCCCCCUCUUUGCACGUUCGCUUCAAUGAGGAUUUAGUAGUGGGGCGGGGUGAUGCAAACAAGGAACGGUACGCAUCCGUUGUGCUUGACAGUGUGAACUUCCACGAGGACGCCGACUACUCCGGCUUUGAGGGGGAGCGCAGUCUGUCGAUACGGCCACCAGAAGGAGAGUCCACGCUUAUGAACUACAGACUGGGUGGGAGAGGUACGCCGCCAUUUCGUCUUGUACACUCCAUGGAGCUUCUCACAACCCACCGCGCGGAAUUGAUGCUCCAGAUACGGGCGGACAUUCCCGUCUCAACAAACGGCAUUGGUUUCAGUGUCAUUGUUCCCAUGCCUUCGAUCUGUACCGCCGCCAGCGUGGAGUUUGGUCUCGGGGCCACAGAGCAGACAUAUGAAUACAAGGAAGAAGAGAAGUGUGUGAUCUGGUACAUUGGGAAAUUUUUGGGUGGAACGGAGCAGCUGUGCAAAAUUCGAUUCUCCACGUCUUCACCCAUCAAAGCCGCGACGAAGCGUAGCGUGGGUCCCAUUUCCAUGCGAUUUGAGAUUCCGCAGUACAGUUUCUCGGGUCUGUGCAUCAGAGUGCUUCGUCUCGAGGAACGCAGCAGCUCGUACAAUCCAACACGCUGGAUUCGUAACGUGACACUUGCGAACUCGUACGUGUUUCGUACCUGCUGA